Molecule: messenger RNA, 2887 nt
Organism: Hyaloscypha bicolor E
Lineage: Eukaryota; Fungi; Ascomycota; Leotiomycetes; Helotiales; Hyaloscyphaceae
Product: TFP11-domain-containing protein
Exons: 1
Coding region: 46-2799 (917 amino acids)
Biological process (GO): spliceosomal complex disassembly
Cellular component (GO): U2-type post-mRNA release spliceosomal complex
Molecular function (GO): nucleic acid binding
Source: RefSeq, a predicted model, not a curated record
AAAAAUUCGAGGCCCCGCCUCCAAACAUCAUUCAACAACAACACAAUGUCUUCCAUGCACGCCUUCGCGCACAACUCCUCCGACGAGUCGUCGGACGAAGGAGAUGACUUCCACCAUCCCUCUACCGAUCCAAAUGCCGACGAAUUCGCAGACUACAACCCCAGAAAGCGUCGACGAACAGGCCGAGACGCGAAGGAGCGCGCAGCACUCGGUGUUUUCGGCUCCGAGAGCGAAGAAGAUGAUGGGCCUGGUCGGAAAUGGAAGAGGAAGAGCAAUUUGAGGGGAAAGGGGAUGUCGUUUGUCAGCACGGGGCAGAAGACUUUUGACGAGGAUGAGGACGAAGAUGAAGAGGAAGAGGAAGUGGAGGAAGAUGUGGACAUGGACGAUGCUGAAGAAGAGGCAGAGGCGCCGAAGGGCUUGGGAUUUGGGAGUGUGCCGCGAGGCUUGGGAUUCCAUAGUCCUGCGCCUGGAAAGAAGAUCAACAAUGCGCCGAAAAGUGCCACACCUUUGGGAAGGGGAUUCGUGCCUUCUUCUGCGGCCGUUCCGAUUCUCAAAAACAACGACGAUGACGAAGUAUCGACCCCUAGGAUUUCACGACCGAGUGCAUUCUCCACACCUACUUCUGGAAAUGGACGUGGGAAGAAGACCCAGGCAGGGCCUUCGGUCAAUGCUGGGUCGUUUGCCGCUAGGAUGAUGGCGAAGAUGGGCUAUAAGGAGGGGGAAGGUCUUGGAAAAGAUGGCACGGGACGGAGCGGUGUGAUCGAAGUUACACUACGGCCACAAGGUGUUGGUUUGGGUGCUGUUAAGGAGAAAUCGAAGCAGGAAAUUGAAGAAGAGAAGCGGCAGGCCAAAUUGCGGGGAGAGAAGUACGAAGACUCGGAUGAAGAGCGGAAGAAACGUCGCAAGAAACCGAGAGCCAGCGGCAUUGAGAGUGGAAGUGGAAGUGGGAUGAGUACACCUCGACGAGCUCCAAAGCCCAAGUUCAGGACAUUAGAGGAAGUACAAAGAGCUGCGCCAGGUUUACAGAUCCCAGAUGCUUUUGCCCCCAUUCUGGAUAUGACUGCUCCUGGCCAACGUUUAUUGACCUCUACGUCUGGUCUACUAACGCCAACUACCGGGACUGAAAGUGUUGAGCAAAUCGAGUCCAAGAAAUUGGCUCGUCGUGCUCAAAAUGACCUUUCUGCCUAUGUGGAGGAGUGGAAAAACUUGGAGGAACGGAAGGCCUACAUCGAGAUGACCAUUAUUCAACACCAACAGGAGUUAGACGAAGAACAACGAGAGUUCGACCAGAUGAAGUAUUUUGCUGACAGCGUCCAUUCAAUAUCUCAAUCUGUGAGGGAUUUGCAAUGGGACCCUGUUUUGCAAGCUCUUCUGGCAGCAGAUACUUUGUCGGUAUCAGGAACCAACACCAAUGUUAAUGAAGAGCUAUCGAGUAUUGCCGUAGCAGCAAUCCAUCCGUUUCUCCGCCAAGCUACGGAAGGCUGGCAACCACUUGAAGAUUCAAAACUCGCCGGGAUGGCUCCUCAACUUUCGAAAAUACGGCACAUCCUUGGAGCUUCUUUAAGCAGGAGCAAAUCAGUCACUGGUCAAGAUUAUCUGGUGAAUGAUGGAUCCCAUCGAGUUCAUGCCAAGUCAACAACAGCUUACGAAAGCAUGAUUUACAAGAUCAUUUUUCCGAAGAUUGUAUCGGCGAUCAACCAAACCUGGGAUGUAUACGAUCCAACUCCCUUGCUUUCAUUGUUUGAAGCGUGGGAAGGUCUCAUACCAUCUUUCGUUCGCUCACAAAUCCUCAACCAAGCAGUCGUUGGAAAACUCAACGAAGCAGUGUCGUCCUGGAACCCGAAAAAGAGACGCACCCAUGAGCUGCCUCACCUUUGGCUCUUUCCAUGGCUGCAGUACCUUCCAGCGCAUCAUGCAGAUCCCAAGAGCUCAACCGGCCUUGUUAGUGAUGUCAAGCGCAAAUUCCGGCAGCUUGUCGACACUUGGGAUUUCCACAAAGGCGUUGUACCAGGUCUUCGACAGUGGCGAGAGGUCCUCUGCCCCAGUCGUGAAAAUGACCAGUGGACACCCUUGAUCAUGAACCAUGUUAUCCCUAGUAUGGCACGCUUUCUGCAGAACGAGAAAAAUUUUGUGGUUGAUCCCAACGAUCAAGCACCCUACAUGACUUCUCUUCAAGGCGUAUUCGGCUGGAAAGUUAUCCUCAAACCGAGCUACAUCGGUGAGGUCAUCGUCAAGGCAGUCUUCCCGAGGUGGCAUGACGUUCUCCACCAGUGGCUCACGGUCGUGGGACCAAAUGAGGAAAUUGGACAGUGGUUUGAAUGGUGGCGAGAUGAGGUCUUCCCCGACGAAAUCAAGAACUUGCCAUCAAUCCAGGAGCAAUUCGACAAGGGCCACGAAAUGAUCAACCAGGCCCUAGAUCUCGGGUCCUUGGCAGCAACUCACCUUCCUGCACCUUCCCAGAGGAAACACGUAUCACCGCCGCCCAAACAAGUCACACCCCCCAAACCAGCUUCAGCACCCGUUGUGGAAGAAUCAACAUUCAGACACAAAGUGGAAGAUUGGUGCAUCGAAAACGACUUGCAGCUCUUACCCGAGAAGAAGGUUAUGCACACCGCUGGACCUUUAUACAGAAUUACGGCUGCAGGAAAUGGAAAGAAUGGCACGUUGGCGUAUUUCAAGGGAGAUAGUUUGUGGGCACUGAGCAAGAAAGGGGCAGAGACGGCGGAAAUUAGGAUUGAUUGGGAGAACGCUGAUGCUAGGGAUGCAUUGUUUGGGAUGGCGUGGCAGAAUGUGAAGUAAACAAUACCCGAUGAAUAUCAUCACACGUUAGUAGAAUGAACCGGAGAAUGAGGUUGGAAUCAAUGCAUAAUCGUGCCUCCUUGCACAG